AUGACCGUGACGCUCGAGGAUGUCUCGUUGAUCACCGGUCUUGCUAUCGACGGGAUGUCACUCUGUAUGAGCACCGAUUCUGAUGGGUGGCGCGAGCAGAUGAUUGCUCUUAUCGGUAUGGCUCCUACCGAGGCUGAGGCUGAUCAAUGGAGCUGGGGUUCAGCGACUCUUGCCUACUUGUACCGACAGCUGGACGAUGCGUGUUGCAGGAUCACAGAUAGUGCAGGCAUUGGUGGUAAUAUGCUUCUACUUUCUGUAUGGAGCUGGGAGCGUCUGCCUGUUGGACGCCCGAAGAGCGUCAGGUUUAAUCCUUGGUAUGAAGAUGAAGAUGACGAAUUACGGCGCCCCACUUGGGCUUACAAGUGGGAUGUGGUUUCCGAGAUGACGAACGAUGUCAAUCUCAUGUACCAGAAGUACGUUGCCGAGUUGGACACGAUUACGCCUGAGCAGGUGGAAUGGCAGCCAUAUGGCGCCGAUGACAGACUUGGGUACACCCCGGAGUUUACCAUCAACCCGAUGUGCUUGCGGGAUAGGGAUCUCUGGCGUAUGCGGUGCCCACUGAUAUGCAACUGGGCUGUUGAGUUUCAUUUGCCAGAUCGCGUGUCUUGUCAGUUUGGUCUGUUCCAGCCUCACCCGCCGGAAUGGGUGGAUACGGACAAAGCACUUCAUAGGUUGGACAGGAGAAGGCAGCGGAAGAUAAAGGACUGGGACAAGCAUCAUGCUUCGUAUGUUACCCGCUUCCAGCUUUGUGUGGAGGAAGCUCGUAGCAGUGCACGCGCCAAGCUUCGUGAGCAUAGUCCACUUGCUUUUGAUAACUACAUACGAUGGCUUCUUGAAAAUACUCGAGUUGAGAUAGGCCCGCCGGCAUAUAAUGAGGAUAUUCUUGAAGAACCCAUAAACUUUGAGGAUCUAUCAAAGGGGAAGUACAACAGAGAUGUCAGGGUAGGGCACGGAGUCCCUGCUGUUCCGGUGAUUAACUAUGUGGUAAAGUGUUUCUUCUUUACUUUCCCGUUGGCCGUAUUACACAUGUUUGAAUGGCUAACGUGUUCAUUCUUUCUCAUCCGCAGUGCACCGAGAUCAAGAAAGCAGCUGAUGAGAGCCAGUCUAUUCUGGAGGAAACACCGGUUGGAAAAGGCAAUGAUGAUGGUCCACUACGAGCAUUCCUCAAGCGUCAGGCCAGGAAGUUAAGGCAGUUAUCGAAUCUUCUCGGUUGCCGUGAUCCCGAAAUUGAUGAACCAUCUGCCUCUAGGUCUGGUACACCAUCAGACCCCUCAUCUCACCAUCAGAGGGACGAUGUGAGUUCCUCAUAUGCUUAUCAGGAUGAUGAGGGUGCGGUCACCCAAGAGGGCGAUGAGCUUGAUGAUGACAUGACUUUGGCGGACGCUCAACUUCGGUCCCCAUA
This is a messenger RNA of Triticum urartu, 1402 nucleotides long. NCBI's taxonomy places the organism in Eukaryota, Viridiplantae, Streptophyta, Magnoliopsida, Poales, Poaceae. The record is from RefSeq and is a predicted model, not a curated record.